This is a messenger RNA of Aquila chrysaetos chrysaetos, 1782 nucleotides long. RefSeq lists its product as uncharacterized. The transcript is spliced from 2 exons. Gene Ontology annotation, molecular function: aspartic-type endopeptidase activity. Lineage: Eukaryota; Metazoa; Chordata; Aves; Accipitriformes; Accipitridae. The coding region runs from base 1 to 1410 and encodes 469 amino acids. The record is from RefSeq and is a predicted model, not a curated record. Gene Ontology annotation, biological process: proteolysis.
AUGGGGAGUGAAAUGUCCCGGGAAGAGAAAACUGUAUAUAGUAUGAUGCAGCAGCUCCUGCAAAAAUAUCAAGCCCAUAUAACUGAGCAUAAUUUGAAAAUUCUGCUAAAAUGGACAAAGGCGACGUGCCCUGAUCUUGACUUCGUAACUAUCUUUGAUCCUGAACAGUGGGUCAUGAUACGAGUCAAACUCUGGGAUGCAACAACUCGAGAUGACAAAAUUGCUCAAUCCCUAUUAGGAGCUUGGAGAACUGUUUUUGAAUGCUUAAAGAAACAUGUUGGGACUGGUCUGGAACAGAGAUCUGCUGCUGCAGAAGCUCCAGGUCCUGCAGUCCCCGGAGUUUCCGCUCUGAUAUUGGAACCUUCGGCUCUGCCGUUGGUAGGAGAAGAAGAGGGUAAUCAUGAGGAUGAUGAUCCUUUUGACCCCGGACCUAUUGAUCCUGAAGCUGCACCAGACUUAUAUCCUUCUGAUCCCUGUGAUAUUUGGGGAAAAAUUAAACAAGAGGCUGCUAAGGCAGGGGACACUGGCAUUUUACAAAACCUGCGAGCUUUUCCAGUCAUCUAUGAAGCCAAUCGCCAGCCCCGAUGGGAGGGAAGGACAGCCAAUUCAGGGAAAUGGGAAGUGGAGCACGAAGAGGGGCCGCACGCAGACACAAGCAGCCCCCAUUCAACAAGCGGGACCCCAGUCUCAAGUCUAUAUGCAAGAACAAGCGGCAGCACCGGAAUGGAUCUGGCCACCGCAGAAUCAGUAACCUUAGAAACAUCUGAAGUAAAAGUGGUAGCCACGGGGGUGUGGGGACCGUUAGGGGGUAACAAAAGUGCGUUGUUAAUAGGACGGUCAUCUACCACAUUGCAAGGGCUUUUUGUGUUGCCAGGUGUAAUUGAUGCUGAUUAUCAAGGGGAAAUCAAAAUUAUGGUGUGGACACCUAUGCCUCCUUGUUUUGUGCCGGCUGGUUCUCAUAUUGCACAAUUGGUUGUUUUUAACAUUCAGCCAUCCUUGGCAGCAGCAAAAACAAGGGGCUUCAGUGGAUUUGGCUCUACGGGGGUUCCACAUAUUUUUUGGGCUCAGCGGGUCUCUAAUUCCAGACUGACUCUCAGUUGUAGAUUGGAAUGGGGAAAUCCUCGCCAAACAAUUGAGUUGUCUGGCAUUAUUGAUACCGGGGUGGAUAUGACAGUUAUAUCGCACUCCGUGUGGCCCUCUCAUUGGCCAAUUUCCAAAGUAUUCACGGCAAUUACAGGCAUAGGAGGUCACACCAUUCCAUUGCAAAGUGUGUAUUAUUUGGUGCAAGUGAUAGGUCCUGAGGGUAAAAGAGCUACCAUUCGUCCUUUUAUCCUCCCAACUCCCCUAACUUUAUGGGGACGGGACUGUCUUGCGCAAUGGGGAUUAAGCAUUGGGUCAAAUUUGUCGUAGGGGUCACUGAGGUGCAGCACACCCUGAAAUUAACAUGGAAAACUGAGAAUCCAGUAUGGGUGGAUCAGUGGCCCCUGACACUUGAAAAGCUGCAACAUUUACAAUCAUUGGUGGAUGAACAGUUAAAGGCAAAGCAUAUUGUACCUACGACUAGUCCUUGGAAUUCGCCUGUGUUUGUGAUACAGAAAAAAAGUGGAAAGUGGAGAUUGUUACAUGAUUUGAGACAUAUUAAUGCAGUAUUAGAAGACAUGGGUCCUUUACAACCAGGACUCCCAUCUCCCACUAUGAUUCCAAAAGAUUGGUGUUUAACAGUAAUUGAUUUGAAGGAUUGUUUUUUUUACGAUUCCUCUAGAUCCAUGUGAUGCCCCCAAA